AUUGUAUUUUUCCCACUGUCUACAUAAUGUUCACAGUCUUUUGUAAAUACACAUUGAAUAUUUAAUGGUUGAAAGAUAGAUAUUAAUUACUGUCUUUUGUUUGUAAGCAGCUGUUACAUAGAAGGUGUGCAAUAUCAGUACGUAUAGCCUGAGAAGUGCAGUUCAGUAGGUAGUAUAGCACACCAUCGGUGUAUGGUGUCUCUGGGUAGUGUUGCAAUGACAGCUUCUGAGGAGAAAUCAAUUAACGAGAGCGGUGAGGAACGGGUUGAUGAGGGACAAUUAUGUUGUCAACUCAAGUUAUAACUUCCAGGCAUUAAAUAAUCUCCUACAGUUCCUCAUUAAGUAAUACAUGUACUAGUUUGUCUUUCACAUAAUUGCAUUGCCUUUAGAAGAGAAACCACAUUUCUGUUUCAAUGCAUCUAGAUUCAAGUCUGUCUACAACAGCAUUUUGACAAUAUUUUAUAUACUGGGGUUGAUGUAUGCACUGGCCUAUGACUGUUCCUUGCCUAAAAAUAUUCCAAGAUUUAAGGUUAUACCUUUUAUACGGAUAGUUAUCUGCACUCGUGCACAUUUUAUGAUUUUAAUAGCUAUAUAAUAUUCAACUUUUAUAUGUCCAAUCGACAUAAAAAUAUCAGCAAAAAAUACAAUUUGUACAGAAAAUCCAUAACGAGUACAUCAGAUUUUGAAGUUUCUAUGGACCCGAAGAUACCACGAUACAUCAAAAAAGAAAUAAGAUCUACUAACAUGAUUCUGCAGAUAUCAUUAUAGCUAUUAAUGGUACAAAUAGGGAGUUGCCGGGUUCACAGGGAAAAUCCAGGUGCUGAUGUGACGAGCAAAGAUGGACAGAACCGGAUUUUAGCUUGUAAAUUUUCACCAUCUUGGAGAUACUUUGCUGUCUGUGAUGAUGCCAAAAGACUGUAUCUAUUUAGUUGUGGAGUGCAGUGGGAAAUGGUUAGCAACAGUUUUCAGUUUAGCUAUUGUAACCGUGUGUAUACCGCUUGUGUUGAGCUUAUAAAAAGGGCUAUAUCUAGAAGAUGCACGGUUCUUUCCUUCACACAAAAUGAGGAGAGCAUUUUGGUAGCAGACAAAUGGGGAGAUGUGUUCCAGUUCUCAGUAACUGACCCACAGAAGGAGGGACAACUGUUACUGGGGCACCUGUCCAUGUUACUUGAUAUUCUCACUACGAAGGAAGAUAGAUAUGUGGUGACUGCGGAUAGAGACAAUAAAAUAAGGAUCAGCAACUACCCCAACUCUUUCAACGUCCACGCAUACUGCCUACAUCACACAGACUAUGUAUCAAGUCUUGCAUAUAAUGAGGACCCUGAGGUCAUCCUUUCAGGCGGUGGGGAUGGUAGAAUUAUGGUGUGGAAUCUACAUGGUCAAGUACUUUCUCAGACAACUUGUUCUGAAGGGGAGACAACUCUAGCUGUCAAGAAAAUGAUAUGGGAACAGAAUUUGAAGCUCCUUGUGGUGAUUUUUUUUCAUUCUCCCAUUGUACAGCUGUACACACUAGCCUCAGAUGCUGCAGUUCUGAAUCACCACCAGGAUGUACAGCUGACCAGCCCCGUAUGGGACAUUAGCUUCGACUGUAAGGGUCAGCUAUGGCUGCUACAGGACCAGGAAGGGGACACAAUCCAAGUCUACAGCUGUCAAAGAACAGAACAGGGCACAAUAAAGGUGGAACAGAUAGAUUCAACUCAUCACUGCGUGGAAAACAAAGUGUUAGACGUGUUCAAUAAAGACUGGCCAUUCUUCAUAGUUUCAGAAAAGGCUCCCGACUUGUCCGUUGACUUCAAAAAGAAGGAGACACCAGAUAAUUACUCCAUUUAUCUGCAAAAAAAGCAAGACCGCCUUAAUCUGACCACCAAACAGCCAUCAGAACCCCAGACCAAGAAAGUGAAAACCAGCUAACACAGAAAAAGCAAGACCACCUUAAUCUGACCGCCAAACAGCCAUCCAAACCCCAGACCAAGAAAGUGAAAACCAGCUAACACAGAAAAAGCAAAACCACCUUAAUCAGACUGCCAAACAGCCAUCCAAACCCCAGACCAAGAAAGUGAAAACCAGCUAACACAGAAAAAGCAAGAGCACCUUAAUCUGACCGCCAAACAGCCAUCCGAACCCCAGACCGACCCAGAGAGAGAGAGAGAGAGAGAGAGAGAGAGAGAGAGAGAUUGUUGCAACAGAAAUAUGUUGAUGUAUUGAUAUUUGAAAAUUGUAUGAUGAAUUUGAAACAGGUGUUCGGUAUAUCUUCAUCUUUAUUGUCUGUGUAUUGAACCUAUGAAUUGUAUUGCAGUUUAGCACUAUUAAAAUACAUAGUAACAUAAAAGAUAUUCUAACGAAAAAAAAUGUGUGUAUAUUACACAAACCCUGUAAUUGUUCAAUAUUGGUAAUUUGCAUAUUCUCAUCUUGAUUAAAAACUGUAACUUAU
This is a messenger RNA of Ostrea edulis (European flat oyster), 2431 nucleotides long. Its product is annotated as tRNA (guanine-N(7)-)-methyltransferase non-catalytic subunit wdr4-like. Gene Ontology annotation, cellular component: cytosol; nucleus; tRNA methyltransferase complex. The coding region runs from base 775 to 1911 and encodes 378 amino acids. Gene Ontology annotation, molecular function: tRNA (guanine(46)-N7)-methyltransferase activity; protein binding. The transcript has 10 exons. Gene Ontology annotation, biological process: RNA (guanine-N7)-methylation. NCBI's taxonomy places the organism in Eukaryota, Metazoa, Mollusca, Bivalvia, Ostreida, Ostreidae. The record is from RefSeq and is a predicted model, not a curated record.